UAACAAUAAUAAUAAUUGGAGGUUUGUUGGUUCAAUCAAUACUAGUAAAAAAAAAAACAGAAACGCAGAAAGCAUUGCCUGAAGCCCUACUUACCAGGCACUACCGCCUUUUGACCAAGUAUGCUAAAUAAGCUGUGGUAUGAUUCUUGUGGAACAAGAGGGUGAGAGCAUGGAGGUGAGGGCUUUAUCCCACCAUGUGUUGGCGCAAUAGGCUGCGAAUUUUUACCUACGCGCUCGGCUGUCCAGGGAAUCCGCGGUAAUGGGACAUGUCAUGAGGAGAAUGAUACUCAAGCUGACAGAAGCCUGAGGGGAUUCCGUAGAAUUCCCGCCGGAAAGUGGCCUGGCAACUUCAGACCUCCACAUAUCGGUCUGUUCCCGGGAACCUCAGAACUGGGGUCCGUCCUGAACCCCAAAAUUUUUGUCCUUUGGGCCUUUGAUUCGCAAUUCCAGCAGCAGAAGACGGAGCGGUAACAAUGGACAACCCGAUGUCUCAUUGGAUUCUGAGAAAACGAGAGAACGUAGUGGUACGGUAGCCUGGGAUUUUUUCGCCUCUCUUGCAAUUCAGCUGGGGAUCAUAAGCAAACGCGAUGUUCUGGAUCUUGGACAGAAAACAUAUGUCUCCAGCGCCGCCGAGCGCUAGUUAUCUUUUCAUGCCCCUGCAAAAAAGCACCCGCAAACCCACCAAACUCUGCACUAGUAAGAGACAGGGUGUCACAGCUUCCACGCAAGGGACGGUCCUGUCAUCCACCCUUGGCCAGACGCUUACCGGAGAAUUAACCAGGAGCAAAAAUGUUGUCAACUGGAAUAUCUGGUCGUACAAAAUGAGCUUAUUUAGUUCGCAAAUCCCUGUUCAGCCAUUCUCCACCCCCCCCCCCCCCCCUCUUGACUUUGUGGCCCCAUCCCCGGGAGGGAGUUGGAAUUGAACAAAAUGAACCGAUUCCCCAGAUUUUUCUGAAUAUCAUCACUCCAUAACUUUAAGCUGUUGCUGACACCCCCAGCUGGCUGAUGUUCAUACCAUUGUCACUAUUAUUGAAACUUUGUCCUCAAGCAGAUGCCGACCUUAUCGUCUUAUAUCAUUUAGAUCCCUUCUGAGAUCCUCCUCUCUUCAAACGCAUCCAUAAGCACGGAUGUGAAGGGAGUAAGAAGAGCAAACCCCACGGCUACACGGCUACAAGAGGACCAGUCCAUACAUACUAUACUAGAAGCCAACAUGAAUCUAGCCGUUAUGCUAUGGGCAGCAUACGGUCCCGCGGGUUCCAGUCACCACGAGACGAGAUCGCUGGCACCACGAAGAGUCACUCCAUUCACAAUUGAUCCUUUACCGGCAGACCACCGAAGAGGUCUCAUAGGUGUUGGCGUUACCUCCCUGAUCUCGACUGUUUCUACGGGAGUCCUAUUCAUCGUGUUCACUUACCGCUUAGUCUACUGGCGAAAAUACUAUUCGACAUAUAUUGGCUAUAAUCAAUACAUUAUCCUGAUUUACAAUUUGCUGUUAGCGGAUUUUCAACAAGCUGUCGGAUUUCUGCUGGCAUUACAUUGGGCUAUCACGAACCGAAUAUCUGCCGACUCACACAUAUGCUUCACUCAAGGGUGGUUACUACAGAUCGGUGAUCCGUCCAGCGGGCUGUUCGUUCUGGCAAUUGCUGUCCAUACCUUCGCAAUGGUGCUGAUGGGGAGGAAACUCUCUCAUCGUUGGUUCAUAGUUUGCGUGUGUUUUGUCUGGGCCUUUGCUGUGCUUUUAACACUCAUUCCUACAUUGCGAUAUGGGAGGGAAACUUACGUUCCAUCUGGCGCAUGGUGUUGGAUCGAUGAAGUGUACGACGCAGACAGACUGUGGACACAUUACGUGUGGAUUUUUGUUGCAGAGUUCGGAUCCGUCGUGCUGUAUAUGAUCCUGUUUUUCCACCUCCGCCACCAAGUUGCACAAUCCGCCCUUCUAGGAAGAGGGCAAAAAGAACAUCUCCGCCGCCUUAGAAGAGUAAUUGGAUACAUGGUCCUGUAUCCGAUUGCAUACCUUAUCUUAUCGCUGCCACUUGCAGCUGGCCGCAUGGCGACCGCCAGAGGAGGCAAAUUAAGUGUCACUUACUUCUGCACUGCUGGUGCAGUUAUUGCCAGCUCCGGAUUCGUGGAUGUGAUCAUGUACACCCUGACCCGACGGGCGCUUCUUAUGGACUCUGAACCUAGCAACGUUGACCGCUUCUACCCUUCUCAGCGUAUCGGGCAUAGUCACAUCACAACCGUCACGGCGGACCAUAAACAGUCGCGCUUAGACAACAGCAUUCUUCACCGGCGGCAGGUGACGGAAAGGGACACUCGUGGAGAUCGUGACGGGUCGACGGAUAGCAUUGUGCAACCUCUAGAGCUCAGCGAACUUGGUAAAGUCUACCAGAAAACGACAAUUGAGAUCACGACCGAACUGGCGGAAGAUAACAGCACCUCGCCUGAUAGCUCUGUGAACGAAACGCGGAUGCCUCCACCGCCACGUACCUGGCACAGACGAUUAGAGGAAUGAUACUUUGAUAUUUGGGCGUUGGAGUUUUGGGCUAGAGUUUUCCUUUUUCCUUUUCCUUCUAGUUAUUUUCCAUAGACGACUUGGUGAUUUCCUUUUUUAACGCCUUCCUGUCCUCAGAUCAUAGCCCUACAGUCUUUUAAUUUCACCGUUUUUAAUAUUUUUAUUUACCGUGCAAGGCUCUCUGUAUACUCCAGCGAUUGAAAGGGAGCCCUGAUCCCUUUCCUUGAUCCCGACAUAUUCCCUACCUCUCCGUUACCGUACAACAUUUAUUUCCUUUAUGUGAGACGAGAUCUCCGUUCCCCGUUAUAACCUGCACGGAAACAUGCCAUAAAAUGGUACCAUGCAACCUGUCGGUUCUAUUCCUUAUUCGGUCGCCCAACCUUGUCGCCGCUCUCUCGGUGAAAGGGCAGUUAAUCUACGGAAAGGAAAAAAAAAACAAAAAAGAAACGACCUAUACAAAUUCUACCACGAAAAGCGAAAAUUAUGCUGCGCUUACUCCCGCCAUACCCGCCGUCUUUGCAUUCGAAAGAAAGCUUUACAUUUCGUGGAGUAGGGACUACCAUUCCAUCUGUCCUAUAUCAUUUAAAAAUACUCCUGACGUUGCGCCAGACAAUUUCUUACAUGUACUUUUAUGUAUCUGCCGUCUUGCCCUCUACUCCUCUCAUUGCUAUCGCUAUCAUGCAGCAACAGUCAGGGAGGAGCAUAGCACAUAAGCCUGCCCGAGUCACACUGGUUAACUUGUUAGAUAAGGCAAUUAAAUCUAGAUAAUAGCAUGUAUCAACUCAUUUCCUUUGCUUUAUGUUCCACUACUUCAUUUUCCCUGCUGCUGGUUUUAGACAAAGGUAUCUUCGAGGUGUCUGUAUACUUGAGAGAAGA
This is a messenger RNA of Blastomyces gilchristii SLH14081, 3388 nucleotides long. RefSeq lists its product as uncharacterized. NCBI's taxonomy places the organism in Eukaryota, Fungi, Ascomycota, Eurotiomycetes, Onygenales, Ajellomycetaceae. Gene Ontology annotation, molecular function: G protein-coupled receptor activity. Gene Ontology annotation, biological process: adenylate cyclase-activating G protein-coupled receptor signaling pathway. The record is from RefSeq and is a predicted model, not a curated record. The transcript is spliced from 2 exons. The coding region runs from base 1211 to 2512 and encodes 433 amino acids. Gene Ontology annotation, cellular component: plasma membrane.